Molecule: messenger RNA, 1442 nt
Organism: Cladocopium goreaui
Lineage: Eukaryota; Dinophyceae; Suessiales; Symbiodiniaceae
Source: the annotation of a GenBank genome assembly
GGGGAAGCGGCGCAGCGGAGUGCCACGCCGCGGCGGUCGCGGGCGAAACUCUUUGAAGUGGCGCAGCCGUUGUUGCAGCCGGGCAUUCCAAAGGAGAAGCGUGUAAUCGCCCUCAGUGCCUUCGCGCGGUGUCUGAAAGAGGGCGCAUCGCCCUCUCACUGGGAUGGCCCGCAGAGUCCGCUACGUAGCGCCGUGCAGGCGCAGGACAGCGACAUGGCACGGCUGUUGCUCCAGGCCCGGGCCGAUCCCAACGACCGCGAUGCCAAGGGCGUCUGCGUUCUCCACAGCGCUUCCUUUGACGGCCUCGGCGACUUGUGCCAGUCGCUGCUGAAAGCCAGAGCAGAUGCCAACGCGGCUGAUCAACACGGUCAGACCGCUUUCUUCUUUGCGCCCAGCAGCAAGGUCUGCGACGUGCUCCUGGAGGGCAAGGCGGAUGUGAAUGCGGUGAAUCAAAAGGGACAGUCGGCCUUGCACUUGGCUUCCCGCGCCGGGCUGUCAGAGGUUCUCCACUGGAUGGCACCACGCGUGAGUCAUGAGGUCAUGGAGCUGCGCGACGUCCAUGGUGCCACCGCCGCCUACUACGCGCGCCAUGCCGGCAUCGGCUAUGACUUCCUGAGGCACAAAUUCAGUGCUGAAGCUGCUGGCGAGGACAAAUCGGAAAAGCGCACUGGGCGGAACAACCUUGAGCCGGUCGAGAGUCAGGCGCGGGAGAGAACCCGGAGCUCCUGGACGUCGUUGGCUCGGCGAGAUCUCGCAUUGGCGCCUGUGUUGGAGGAUCAGCUGGAUGGAGAGGAGGAGGAGGUCCCGGUAGCGACUGCAGCAGCGGAUGUGGAGGAGGUCCCGGUAGCGACUGCAGCAGCGGAUGUGGAGGAGACCCCGGAGGCCCCGGAGACACCCGAGGCCGAGCUGCCGGGAAGUUCCACCACCGUUCCGCCGGAGGAGCAUCAGGAGCUCCAAGCUCUGGACAUGGAGGUCACGAGUUGCUUCUUGGAGGACUGUCCGGAAAGCCCAAAAGCGCUGGAAACUUCACUUGCCGAGCAUGAACCAAAGGAGGAAACUUCGACGUUGGAGGCACCCGACAGAAGCGCCCCGGAGGGAAGUUCGCCUGCAUCGUCGCUAGAGCGUGCUGAUCAGAUGGUCACCUGGGAGGAAGAUUGUGGAUGCCCAGGUUUUGCCUUGACGGCCAGCACUGCUGAUCUAAGCCUAGUAGACAGCCCAGUCGCGGAGGCUGUUGGCGAUGGGAACAGCGUUGCCUCCGAUGUCUCUGACACGGCUUCUCCUGGCAAGGCGGCGCGCUCCAAGCGGCGUAGCUCGCGUGGCUCUUUGAACCAGGUCUUUCUGAGGCCUUUAGAUCCUCUGAAAGCGGAAAAAACUGAGAGCUGAGCUGGGGUCGCAUGGUCUUUUAAGGGUGGGGUCGCAUGGCCCAACUCACGAGGCUUUGG